Molecule: messenger RNA, 476 nt
Organism: Medioppia subpectinata
Lineage: Eukaryota; Metazoa; Arthropoda; Arachnida; Sarcoptiformes; Oppiidae
Source: the annotation of a GenBank genome assembly
UGUACUGUAAUAGGUGUAACUUUACUUAUGAUAGAUUACAGUGUGAUUUAAUUGAUCACAGUUAAAGUAUUUGUAAUAAUACUUAUUGUGUUAAUAUAUUAAUUAAAGUAAUUGAAUAAUAAUUGAUAGUUUGGAGAGGAAUGGCAUUACAUUCUGCAGUGAAGGGCAAACUCAUUGCUGUGAUCGGCGAUGAGGAGUUCUCCCUACACAUCGACAUAAUCCUGAUUAACCAGAAUGUGGCGGAACUGAUCCGACACGCGAUCGACGCGCAUACGGCUCCCGUGCCCUCCAUUCUGGAGAUCCCCUCCAAAGACCAUCCCUACGAUCCCAAUAAGGAUUCCAUUCUUCAGGACAACGCGCAUACGGCUCCCGUGCCCUCCAUUCUGGAGAUCCCCUCCAAAGACCAUCCCUACGAUCCCAAUAAGGAUUCCAUUCUUCGUAGAGCUAAGGGUCUGUUCGGAGCCGACGACCGCUAG